Styela clava is the source of this 3687-nucleotide messenger RNA. Its product is annotated as protein MMS22-like. Gene Ontology annotation, cellular component: nuclear replication fork. The record is from RefSeq and is a predicted model, not a curated record. NCBI's taxonomy places the organism in Eukaryota, Metazoa, Chordata, Ascidiacea, Stolidobranchia, Styelidae. Gene Ontology annotation, biological process: replication fork processing; double-strand break repair via homologous recombination.
ACUUUGACUUAGCUUUAAUCUAUAUCAAGUAAUUUGUUAAAGUUCUAAAAGGAUGGAUUUUGAAGGAUCUCUUACUCCACCACUCUCUCCUGGAAUAUUGAACAGUGAACCUUUUGUUGAUUCUUCACCUAUACUUGGGGCAAAGCAUAGGAGUGUUCAGCACAGGGACGAGAAUUUGAGAAAAAUCGAUAUCAAGUGCGUAGAAUACCCUGGACCUGUUGUAUGCAAGCGUACCAUUCACAGAGCUUUGUAUGAGAUUGACAGCAGCUUUGAGGAAACAUAUGUUGGAAAUGCACAUACAUAUUGGAACGUAGUACCAUUUGCUGAUAUUACAGAUUCAACUCAUAAUUGUGAAGAUUACAGACGAAAUAUAAUGAACGAAAAUAAGUGUUUAAGUUGUUUGAAUGAUGCUGAUGAAUGCUCUGACCUAUUUUAUCAAGCCAUGAUGUAUCUUCAGGAUCUUGAUGACUGUGUUAAAAUUUGGAUGAAAAUGACGAACAUGAACAAUAUUCAUUAUGUCAAUGUGGCAAAAAAAUACAGAAAAUUAAUCAAUGAAACACUUUCUUUUGUCUGUGAAUUUGUUCAAUCGUACAAUAACGAAGAUGAAGGAAAUAUUGAUUCUAUCAUUCAGAUAGUGAAUAUGUUAGUGAUGUUGAAUAAUCAGAUACAGAAUUCAUUGCAAAAUUGUUUGAUAGGAAUAGCAGAGGAAGAUAUAGAAGUUUCUGAAUAUGAUGGAAGAAUCAAAAGCACACCACUCAGAGAAUUGCUUCAUGUGUACGUGGACAUCAACUCUACAUUUCUUAAACUCCUUCCACUUAUUGCAAAAUUUCCAUCUGUUACCAGAAAUUUGGAUUCAAUCAAGAUCUUUUACAACAACGGCAUCGAGAUUGAUGCUCAGGAUUUUCAUCGGAAGAUUAUAGGAAAAAUCAUCACUCAGACAGUAGGAUUUGCAAUGGAAAAAUAUCACAAAUUAUCGGCAAAUUUUAAAAAUAAUAGAGGGCAGUUUAUUCAAUCAAGUUUGUUCAACAAUACUCCGUUUCCAUGUUUGUGUCUUCAACAACUUCUUGUUCUAUGUAUCUACACUAUAUCAAAAUUGCAAACGCAAAAAUCAACAGAUAAUCUUGAUUCAAUGGAUACACAGUCCAAUGUACUUGAUGCUGGUUGUGUGAAUUUUCCAUUAAAAGCAAUUGCUCCUUCAGUUUGGAAGACGAUUUCUGAAUUGCUUUUCUCAAUUAUACAGGUUUCUCAAAGUAAAAGACUCAAGCAGCAGGAUUCUCAACAUAUAAAUGGACCAUCCUUACCUUGGUUUGAUCAUAUACAAGAUUCUUUAUCAUUCUGUUGGUGGUAUACAUGGCAUGUCGCACAUUUGUUUUCAUUUGAUUCCACAGGCAAUUACCAGGUGCAUUCUGUGACUUCAACCUCAUAUUUGCCAAUCCUCAGUCGGUUGAUCAGACUUUCAUUAACAAGUUGUGAUGGCGAUUCAAAAUUACUUGCUGCUCAUUUAAUAUGCUAUCAAGCUAUAUCAUCGUUUUGGAGAAAAACUUCUGAUACGUUUUCAGGCAAUGUGACGUCAGCCGAACUCGCCCAUUUUCAUUUAAUUUGGGCUCAUUUUAGCAAAAAACUCAACUCUGUGAAACAAAGUGAUAAAUCAGGAAUUAAUAAGUAUACUAUGAAAGAAGAUAAAUCACUCUCUCCACUUGUAUGGAUAACUAAAUGUGAAAAUUAUUUGAAAUAUGAAAAACAGUAUCUUGCUAAUGAAUCACAACACAUUUAUGAAGAUUCUUUCAAUAGAUUUUUAUCAAUAUUUGGUGAACUAUUGAGCAUUGGAUGUUGGGGUGCAUUGAAGGACAGAUUUUAUUCCAAAAUCCAGUUGAAUGACAUGAAAAAUCUGAACGAUACCGGAAUGUCAAGAUUGUAUAAGAUCUUUAUACUGAUUUUGUUAUCAAGUGAGAAUGACACUGAAAGAAUAAAUGGAGUGAAGAAAUUAUUGGAGUUUUUAAAUAGUGCAUAUCUGGGAAAAACUGACUAUAGAAAACAAAAAGUCAUGCUAACAGGUUUAUUUUCAUGCGUCCACCUUGCUGUGAGGUUUUCAAUAGAUAUGUCUGCAAUAUCAACUAAAUGUGGGAAAAUGAUGUCAUUUGUAUUCAAAUUAUUUUCAAGCAGUGAUCAAAAUAUGGAUGCACGUAAUUCAUUGUGGAGAAUCAUCUCAUUCUAUUUGCAAAAUUUGUCAGAAAUUUGUCGAAGUUCAAGUUCAUUUCAUCUUGGUCAACAUCUUCUUAUACCAGCGAGUGGAUUUAGAAUUGCUCUCAGUAAAACACGAUCGAGUGAAUCCAUCAUUGUCCUCGAGAACAUUUCUGCUUGCAUAACGACUUUUUCAUCACAUCUCAAGCAUUGUGAGAGAAAAGAAUCAAUAACAGGUUGUGUUUUGCUGUUACAAAACAUCGUCAAUCAAUCGAUUCCAUGGAUAAAGGAGAAAUCUAGAGUCGAAAUAACAUAUUCAGAAGAAAUAGUUAAUGUUGUAACAGAUUUAUGUCUCUUAUUAUUGCAAAUAAAAAACACAGCAGCGGAUUUGCCACCGAUAUCAGCCUCUCUUCCAAAUGUUGUGGAAGAUUUUAGUUGUUCAUCUGAAGUCAAACUAAGGACAAGAUUUUUAUUACUCGUUGGAAUAUUAUCUCAAGAAAAUGAAGAGAUGGUUCUGUUUCUUAAUAAUAAAUCAGUCGAAUCGGACUCUUGUAGAUCGUCAGUUAUACAAGGAUGUCUGAAAUGUGUUAUUUCACAUUCCAAUGAAAAGGACCAGACUCGUCUAGUAACGUCUUUGUUGAAUAUUGAUGUCAUUAAGGAAAUUUUCAACAAUCCAACAUCAUCAAUCAAUCCAUGUUUUAACGACUUUCUCUGUGCUCUAGGAUCAAGAUAUGAUGCUUCUAAGACCUUCAUUGAACGUAAGGAAAGAAGAGAGCAGGCUACUGUAUGGUUUACACCUAUAUCUGAUGUAAUACGUUCUUUUUCUAAAUCUUUGACAACCACCGACAGGGAAACCACAUUGAAUAUCUAUAAAACUUGCGGUCAAAUAGUUCACCACUGUUCUAGGUUAUUGUAUGCCUCAGGUAAAUCAGGAAUCAUAAUUCAAAUCAUUGAUACUUUGAUUCUUCCACUAUGGAUUUAUUCAUCUCAAGAUAAAAAUGCUCAUUUAACUGUGUUGAGGGUCAUUGGUCAUACAUUGCAUAUGUAUAUUAAAGGUCUUAUGUCACUGGACUACAAGCGUGAUAGUUAUGUCAGGAGAGUGAUGUCUGAUAUAUUCAACAUAUACUUGACAAGAUUUCCCACUGCCACAAAUUCUGCUUCUCAUCCGUUUCGACAAGUACUUGCGGAUAUUAGGACAAAUUUAGAACAUCGCACUUCAAUAAUAAGAUCAUUAAAAGAUUGUUGUAAAACUGGUCCUAAUUCAGACACAAAGCUCACCAUGGUAAUCGAAAUUCUGCAUUCUUGGUCCUUAUCGGCGAAUAGUUUUGUUCCUGAGGAGAUUGCAGAGAUAUCGCAGUUAAUCAAACAAGCAAAAUUCACUUUGAGAAGUCUACCCGCAGUUAUGUCCAAAGUCAAUCAUAUGGAAUCCAUGUGCAAUAAAUGAUGUGUUAGUCCUGCUAUGUUUACAAAAGUUUAUUCUUAGAAAUAAAUGGUAGUUUUUCUAAA